This is a messenger RNA of Oryctolagus cuniculus (rabbit), 596 nucleotides long. It is a transcript of the gene SYCN, whose product is annotated as syncollin. Gene Ontology annotation, cellular component: secretory granule membrane. NCBI's taxonomy places the organism in Eukaryota, Metazoa, Chordata, Mammalia, Lagomorpha, Leporidae. The record is from RefSeq and is a predicted model, not a curated record. Gene Ontology annotation, biological process: exocytosis.
ACGGGUCAGGCCCAUAAAAGCGCGCGUGGCAGCCCGCUCCCGCAGCCUCGCCAUGUCGCUGCCGCCGCUGCUGCUGCUGGCCCUGGCCCUGGUGGCCGCCCCGGGCGCCCGAGGCGCCUGCCCUGCGCCCGCCGACCUUAAGAAGGAGGACGGCACGCGCACGUGCGCCAAGCUCUACGACAAGAGUGACCCCUACUACGACAACUGCUGCGCGGGCGCCGAGCUGUCGCUGGAGCCCAACACCGACUUGCCCUACCUGCCCUCCAACUGGGCCAACACCGCGUCCUCGCUGGUCGUGGGCCAGCGCUGUGAGCUCACCGUGUGGUCCAAGAAAGGCAAGGAGGGCAAGACGCGCAAGUUCUCGGCCGGCGCCUACCCGCGCCUCGAGGAGUACCGCCGCGGCCUCUUCGGGGACUGGAACAACGCCAUCUCCGCGCUCUACUGCAAGUGCUCCUGAGGCCCUGAAAGACCACCACCUGCGACCACACGCAGCGCUGAGCCCCAUCCCUGCCCGUCCCCGGUGUCUGCUGCAGCCCCGGGGGCAAAGGACUUCCUGCCGCCCCCACUCUGCCUUCCCUGAAAUACAGCCCCUGUGA